AUGCUGGUGAUGCUAGUGAUAGUGCAGGUGUUGGUAGUGGUGCUGAUGGUGAUGAUGUUGGGUUCUCUUGGUAGUGAUGGUGAUGAUGGUGGUGGUCCUGAUGAUGAUGGUCCUGCUGGUGGUAUUAGUAAUGCGGAUGGUGGUGGCCGUGGAGGUGGGGACAGUGGUGGUUAUAGCGAUGAUGAUGGUGUUACUGGUGUUGGUGAUGGUGGUGGUAGUGGUGGUGAUGUUGAUUAUGGUGUUGCGGGUGGUAGUGAUGGUGGUGGUAGUGGUGGUGAUGGUGAUGAUUGUGGUUCUGGUGGUAGUGAUGGUAGGGGUAGUGGUGGUGAUGGUGAUGAUGGUGGUGCUGGUGGUAGUGAUGGUAGUGGUACUGGUAUUGAUGGUGAUGACGGUUGUGCUGGUGGUAGUGAUGGUGUUGGUAGUGGUGGUGAUGGUGAUGAUGGUGUUGCGGGUGGUACUGAUGAUGGUGGUAGUGGUAGCGAUGAUGGUGUUGGUGGUUUUGAUUGUGGUGCCGAAUGUCGUAGUGAUGGUGGUCGUAGUGGCGGUUUUGAUGGUGAUGGUUCUGAUGGUGUUAAUGGUCGGAUUGCCAAACAGUUGGUGCUCGUCUUCAUCCAUCUCGAUCGUCCUAUUUCUUAUCGCACGGGGCAUUUCAUAAACGUUAGCUUUACUUUGAAAAUUGCCUCAACUUUGUCGGGAAUAUUGAUGGUUGAAACUCGAAGCCUUGAAACAAAUGUAUGUCAUAUUUACUUUUUGAAUGGCGAGGNGAACGACUGUAAUAAAGAACUCAUCUUCCGGAACCGUCCGCAUUUCGUUUUGUCCACCUUUGCGCUCGGAAAGCAUUUGACCUGCGUGAUACUCUCAUCAGAGCCCAGCAAUAGUGUAUAUCCAAUGAUUCAUUCGCUCUGA
This is a messenger RNA of Echinostoma caproni, 906 nucleotides long. NCBI's taxonomy places the organism in Eukaryota, Metazoa, Platyhelminthes, Trematoda, Plagiorchiida, Echinostomatidae. The record is from the annotation of a GenBank genome assembly.